AGGUUGAAGUAAGCCCUGUACAAACACAUUUAAAAAGAACAUUUAAAAAGAACACCAUUACAGCCACAGAAAAUCAGCUUUGUUAUUGUGAGCAGUCCAUUUCCCAGUCCUCCAAACACAGAAGUGGAAGAACAAAGAGACAAAGACAGAAGUGUGCACUCAGUCAACCUUUUUUUCUUCUCCAAGUCAAGGAAAAAGAUAAUUACAAGAUGAGCCCAAGCGUCUCAAGUUUACAAAGGUUUCCAUGAGAAAAGAACAAGAGACUCUUUGUAGGUUGCUUCUCAUCUUUGAAAACUGGCCGCUGUCAAUGACACUGCCAUGGCCUGGUUAAAAGCCUUGACAAAGAUAAUAUUUGAACUAAAGAUUUUGGACAGUUUUCCAAUUUUGAAGUAGUUUGUCAUGGUUUACCAGUGUGAAUCCUGUUGGCUCUCAAUCCUUCUUUAAUAUUAAUUUGCCCUCGAAGUCAAACAGCAACUAUUGACACUUUGAAAUCUUGAACCUACAAAAGUUCUUUGGCAGUUCCAGCUCUGUAGCAAAUGCAUACAAAGCAGAAAAAUUAUAGAAGAGUCCUUACUUGAUUGUAAAUGAAGUCUGUCAACACCUCACCAAGAUAGAAUUGUCUACACCCUUCUCCCUUUUCUAAGGUCAUGGAUCCUGAGCAAGGCCAGAAGAGCACAAAGAAGGGUGAAGAAGGUCCAAGGAAGAGGCUUGUGAAGGGAGAGGUUUUCCAAGGCAGCAUUUCACCUGUGGCUAGAUAUCUGAGCAGCUCCACUCCUUUGCAGGGCUCCCCCAUUCAAGACAUUGCAUCUCAGCAGCAUUUUUCAAAGGAGGAAGCCCUGGAAAAAACAGGACAAACACAACCCAAACAUUCCUCUUUUGAACCCCUGACACAUAUGGCUCAGCUUCAGCAGCACUCUCUGUCGUCAGCAUAUUUGCCUCUGCAGAAACAGGAACAUGCCCUUGAAGGGUCUACAUGGCAGGUAGUUGAUCCAGCAAGAGUGGUGCCUUCCAGUUCAUUCCCGCCCUCUGGACCUCAUUCCAGUCACAGCCAGAUCUUACCGUCCCGGACCUCUGUCAUUCCUGAAGAGGACAUGCCCUCUGUUCAAAAAGUCUAUGUUUCUCGCAACUCACAGGCUUCAUUAAAGCCAUCUGAAGAAAGCCACAAGAAAGAAAAGAAACCUCAGAAACCAGGCAAAUACAUUUGCCAGUACUGUAGCCGGCCUUGUGCCAAACCAAGCGUCCUCCAGAAACAUAUCCGAUCACACACGGGAGAGAGACCCUACCCAUGUAUCCCAUGUGGCUUUUCUUUUAAAACGAAGAGCAAUUUGUAUAAACACCGAAAGUCUCAUGCUCACCGAAUCAAAGCGGGGCUUUCUUCAGGGACUGGAACAGAGCUGUAUCCUUCCAGCUUAGAAAUGGAAAAAGUGGCUGGAGAUGAAUUUGAAGAGCCUACUGAAGGAGAAAGCACAGAUUCUGAGGAGGAAACCAGGACUACACUGGGCCGUUCAGUAGAACUGUCACCUAGACAAAAGCAGACUAUAUUGUAUGGGUCAGGAAGCCAAGGCUCUAGUCAAGAGAGCUGUUCAUUUUCCCAUUCUAGCAUGUCUCUUGAUGACAGUGGCCAGUUUGUAGAGCCAGCUUUGGAGCAAGCCCAGAGUCAUAAAUCAGAGGAAACACAUACCAUCAAACAAAAGCUCGCUCUCCGAUUAAGUGAAAGAAAGAAGGUGAUUGAGGAACAGUCUUUCCUUAGCCCUGGUAGUAAAGGAAGCACAGAAUCAGGCUAUUUCUCAAGAUCAGAGAGUGCUGAACAGCAAAUCAGCCCACCAAACACCAAUGCAAAAUCUUAUGCAGAAAUUAUUUUUGGCAAAUGUGGGAGGAUUGGCCAACGGACUGCCAUGUUAGCUGCAGCCACCACCCAGGAAUUUCCACAGGUAUCAGCUGAAGAAAAACCUAGCACCGUUCCUUUGUCUGUGCCUAGAACGCAGGUUAUUGAACAUAUCACCAAGCUGAUUACAAUUAAUGAAGCUGUUGUUGAUACCAGUGAAAUUGAUAGUGUUAAGCCUAGGAGAAGUUCUCUGUCUAGACGAAGCAGUAUUGAAUCUCCAAAGUCAGGUGCGUACAGAGAACCCUUUCAGUUAGAAAUGAAAUCUGCUUCUGGUAGCCAAAUUGAAUCAUCAAAGUUGUUGACCUCCCAUAUUGAAAAACUAAAGCCUGAACAAUCACUGCUAUCACUCCAGCAAUCCCACAGUGCCACAGAAACAGUGCCUCUCCUUAGAAGCCAUUCUAUGCCUUCAGCUGCGAGCACUAUGAGUUCUCCUCAUACCUUUAGAGGUAGUUAUUCUUUUGAUGAUCACAUCACAGAAUCUGAGGUCAUGAGUCGUAGUCAGGUGUCUUCCCACCCACGAAUGCUGAAACGGCAGCCUGCCAUCGAACUACCGUUGGGGAUGGAGUACAGUUCAGAAGAAGUUAGCACAGCCAGCAAAAAGGGUGUUCCAAAACCUAUGGAGGAAGAAGAAACCAAGGAGAGCGAGCUUACCAAAAAGUCAAGGAAGGGCACAAAAACAAAAGCGUUCAUGUAUGAAUGUACCAAUUGUGGUGCUCGAUACAAGAAAAGGGAUAAUUAUGAAGCUCACAAAAAGUAUUAUUGUUCAGAACUUCAGAUCUCUAAGCCUCAUUCUUCCAGUUCUCAUACUUCAUCAGAAUCUGAGAGAGGUUUCAUGGAAACUGAUCCUUGGCCACAGAUGAUGCAUUAUAAAUUAGGAAGUAGUUUAGAACUUACACCAUUGCGGAAAAGGCGUAAGGAAAAGAGCCUUGGUGAUGAGGAAGACCCCACGACUUUUGAAUUGACUGAAAUUUCUUCCUCUGGCACUGGGACAGUCACUCACUUUACUGGUUUGAAAUCCACAGAUGUGGCCUUCAAUCUGACUCCUGGAUCCAUUAAGCCACAAACAGAUCCCAGUCAAUCUGCGCACCUUUCUGAUAUUAGUGGAAGUUUUCACCCUAGGACUGCAAAACCAUCUUUCAUUACAGAAAGCAAGGAAAGGAGAACAAUCUCAAAAGAGAUCUCUGUCAUCCAACACACAAGUUCAUUUGAAAAAUCUGACUCCAUAGAACAGUUGAGUGGAUUAGAAGGAGAAGAAAAGUUGCUUUUGCUACAUGUAUGUCAACCAUCAGCCCAGCAUGGCCGACUAUCUCAUUCCCUACAACCUAAACUUGUACGUCAGCCUAACAUCCAAGUCCCUGAGAUACUUGUAACUGAAGAGCCUGACAGGCCAGAAAUGGAGCCUGAACCUCCCCCAAAAGAGCCAGAAAAAACAGAGGAAUUUCAGUGGCCACAGAGAAGCCAGUCUCUCUCUCAGCUCCCUGCUGAAAAACUGCCACCCAAAAAGAAGAGACUGCGGUUAGCUGAAAUGGCUCAGUCUUCAGGAGAGUCCAGUUUUGAGUCAAUCAGAAGCCCAAGUCAGGAAAGCAGCAUCUCCCACGCUUCCAGCUAUUCAACCUCAUUUGAGCGAGAGGACGUUGUUUCCCAAGCCUAUGAAUCCCACACAAAGCCUCCUAUUGGUUCCCAUAUGUUAACAGUACCAAGCCACCACCAGCAUCCUCACCAUUCCCGAGAAAUGCGGAGAUCUGCCUCCGAGCAGACACCCAAUGUCUCUCACUCCUCUGCUAUGUCAGAGACUCGCAGCAAAUCAUUUGACUAUGGGAGCUUAUCAUCCUCAGCUUCUUCCAAAUCCCAUCCUCCAACAACAACAACACCCCAGGAGAGGAGAAAGUGUUUUCUCGUUCGACAGGCAUCACUCACUCAGCACUCAGAAUAUGAUCAAGACUCAGCCCCCAAAGGAGGGACAGAGACUGAAGAAUUGUUACAGUCCUCAGGCAAAUCUCCUCCUUCAAGCUUGCCCCACCAGCAACCACCUUCAUCCUCUUCCUCUUUUUCUCAUAGAGACUAUCCCUCUGAUAAGGGUCAACCAAAAGACUGUCCUGAACCCAUGUAUCCCCAUAAAUAUAUUGAAACUUUGCAGGUAUUCCAUCACCCUUCACCAAAUAUAUUUCAUGAAAAGCAGUACAUGACUCCAGAGAUCUCCCUCUUGCCUUUUCAGCACCUUUUGCCACAAUCAGAAGAGUCAGUAGAGUUGUUCUCCACUCCGGAUGUGAGGGACAUCUUCUCUGCUCAGUAUUCCAUACCACAGAUAUCUCACUCCUUUUUUCAGAGUGCAGCUCUGCAUGAAGCUUUGAUGUACCCAAGACAACUUCACAUUGCUCCUCCAUUUAUGUCACACCCAGCUGAUGUGGCAUUCAGACAGAGUCCAUCCCUUGUCCCGGUACAUUAUCCUAGCUCUCCCCCACUCCCCUCUGCAUUCUUUCUGCCCCUUCAGCCACAGCUUGCUCUCCAGUUACACAGUGACAUUGGUGCCCAUUUGCCCCAACUCAAAUCCAGGCUCUCCCCACCCACAGGAAGCCCAACCUUUUCCCCAGUCACAAAUCACAACUCAGAUAGCCAGUUACAUAUUUUCACUCACCCAAGCAGUCCAUCUGCAUCCAUCUCCAUCUCUCAGUUGGUGGUGCCUGCAUGUUCAGAGCCUGUGGUGUCCCUUGUUGUCCCAGUUCGCAUUCAGACUAACAUGCCAUCUUAUGGGAGUGCAAUGUACACCACUCUUUCUCAGAUCCUAGUCACUCAAUCUCACUGCAGCGCCUCUUCUAUCAUCAUGCCAAAAUUUGAUGAUUAUCAGAUGAAAGGUACCUUGGUCUGUACUGCUAAUAUUCAUGGAAUUGGUCUUGAUUUGGCACAGAUGAUUACCAAAGAAACAAAGUCUUUAUUCCAAUCUCCAUAUCUGAGACUUCCAUUAUCACUGUCAGAAAAGAAAAGUUGCAUUCCCUUUGGGUCUACAUCUGAAAGUGUCUUGGGUCUUGAAGGAAGUCCACUGACUGUUGGAGGAAGCAAGCGGAUGCUAUCUCCAGCUGGGAGUUUGGAGCUCACUAUGGAAACUCAGCAGCAGAAAAGGGUGAAGGAAGAAGAAUUUUCCAAAACAGAGAAACUGGAAAUAAUAACAGCAUCCAAUGAAGAAGAGGAAGGGAAGAAGCACAAUGAAAGGAUAGCUAAGGCAGAAAUUGCCCCCAAUGAAUCUCCUGACUCUCUGGAAUCACAGGAAAGUCAGGAUAAUCUACAGCUGAUAUUACCGCAUUCUGAGACCUUGAGCUUUGAAGCACAAGGAGAACACAAACAGUUGGCUGGCAGGCAGCUCCAAAGCCAGGAUUCUCCACAGAUGGUGAAGAAGGACAACUCCAAAGAAACAUUGGAACUACCCACAGGAAACUGUCCAAGCUCAACACUUUCCUCUGAGUCUGCUCAAAGUACAAAGACGUCUUGCACUAGUGCAGAUAUUACGAAGGUACUUCCAUUCCCCAGUCUCCAUACAACAACUAAUGUCAGUUGGUGCUAUUUAAAUUACAUAAAACCAAAUCACAUCCAGCAAGUUGACAGCAGGUCCUCAGUGUAUGCCAGCUGGUGCACUAGUUUGUACAAUCCCAACAUCCCUGGUAUAUCCACUAAAGCAGCCCUCUCACUUUUGUGCGCCAAGCAAAAGGUGAGCAAAGAAACCUACACCAUGGCAACUGUUCCACGUCCAGAGACAGGGAGGCUGGUGCCUUCAAGCUCCAGGAAUCCCAAAAUGUCUGAGGUUCACCUGCCUUCACUCCUUGUCCACGAAGGUAAAAAAGAUGUAAAGAAAAUGGAUAAGGAAGAGGAGAAAAGAAGGAAAGCGGAAGAUGACAUUCCUGUAUCCAAACGAGGGGAACCAGCCAGGAUCAAGAUCUUUGAAGGAGGGUACAAAUCAAACGAAGAGUAUGUGUAUGUGCGAGGCCGUGGACGUGGGAAGUAUGUAUGUGAGGAGUGUGGAAUUCGCUGCAAGAAACCCAGCAUGCUGAAGAAACACAUUCGCACGCACACAGACGUCAGGCCAUAUGUCUGCAAGUACUGUAACUUUGCUUUUAAAACCAAAGGGAAUCUGACUAAACACAUGAAGUCGAAAGCCCACAGCAAAAAAUGUCAGGAACUGGGUAUGUUGGUUUCUUCACUGGUGGAGCCAGAAACAGAAGAAGGAACAAGUGAAGAUCUCUUCAAAGAUUCAGAAGGGCAGGAAGGACCUGAGCUACUUGAAGAACACCAGUUUUCAGACUUGGAAGAGUCUGAUGAUGAGGAUGAUGACAAUGAGGAGGAAGAGGAGGAAGAAGAAGAAGAGGAAGAGGAAGAGGAGGAGAGCCAAGAGAAGUCAUGUGUAAAGCCUUCAGAAAUGAAGAACACUUCCAUCCCAGAGCAUUCUCUAAGAGGUGAUCAAGAAAAAGAUACCAAGACAGUCUUGUCUACAAUGGAAGAUGUUGUCUCCAGCAGUGACAGUGCUGUCCAAAAUCAGCAGACUGCAAUCUUGGGACCAGAAAUAAAAUGGUCAGCUGACAGCAGUGAAGUUGCUGUCUGCCACAGCAUCUUGAGACUUCAUCGCCCAGUUUUGACUUCCAGUGUGUUCUUAGCUUCUGCUGAGAAAGGAUCGAUUGCAAAGCCUCAGAUGCUCUUAGCAGUUGAUUUCUCCAUCUCCAAAGACACUUGUUCUAGAAGAAAGUCCAGCUCUUGUAGUCUGGGCAAUAACCAAUCAAUAUUGACUAAAAAGCAUCCAUUAACCAAAAGUGAAACUUCGCCUAAAAGGUUUUCACCUUCAGGAGAAGCAUCUUCACUGAAAAGCCCCUCUGCAAGGUUGGGGAUCUCCUAUUCUCAUUGGAUGUCUCCAGAGAGAGAAGCAGUUCCACUACGUAGUCUGUCCCCAAGCAGAUACAUUUCUCUAAGACAAGAGCUAUCAUCACGGAUUUACCUUCCUCCAGAGCGAAGUGUGAGGCGUGUUUCUCCACUCAGAGAUGCAGCAACAGCGAAAUAUUUAUCCAUGAAGAAGAUGUUCUCCCAAAGCUAUUCAGAGCCACCUUCACGAUAUCCAUCCCCAGGGAGAGAGGAUUUGCUCUCUCGUAGCCAGUCUGAUGCAGAUGAACAAGUUCAAAGCUUAUGUAAAUCUCAGCCAGGAAUAUCACCUUUGAUGCCUCUACCUCACUGGUCCCUUGGCAAAAGCAUGGAGCUGUAUGAAGAACCUAAAAUGAAAACAGAACUAAGGAGCCCAACAAAUUCUCCAGUUAUCAUUCAGCAUCUUGGUGUAAGGCCUUUGCAGUCCUCCCAUGAAGUACGCAUCCAUACUCCAAGUCAUGUGGAAGAGCAUAUCUUUAGUCAUCUUCCUUUGCACUCUCAGCAGCUGCCCCGGAGCCCCUGCCCUAUGAUUCCAAUUGGAGGCAUCCAGAUGGUCCAGGCAAGACCCAUUGGCCAUCCCAGCUUGGGAUCUGGAUCAGUGAUGUCACUGCAAACCAGCUCCCUUGACAACUACUCUGAAUACAACCAAACAAAAGAAAAGGACAGAAAAACUCCUUCUUCAUCAGCAACCCCAACAUUUCAAAGCAGCAGCUAUUUGGAAGAGAAAGUAAGGACUGGUGAGCUUCAACAAAAGAUGGCUAUGGAUGAAUACAGGGUAAGUACAUCUGCUGAAUCUGGCAGCUCAGAGCAGGAAAGUUGUACAACCAUCAGAGGUGGUUCCUGCCCACAGGAUGAAUCUUCUCCAAAGCCUUUGGCUGUUGGUAAAGAUAUCUCUGGCAAGAAGGGGAAGAAACAGCCCAGCAGCUCACAUAUCUCUGUGGAACCCAUCUGCACUUUUAUAUCCAGCUUCUCCACGCAGCCCCUGGACAGGAGCAGCAGCACUGGCUGCUUGCUGGAGCCUCCAUUGACCCACUCAUCCUCCCAGCUGUCCAUCAGGAGAAGGAGCCUCUCAGGAGAGGCAGCAUCCCCAGGGGGGGCACGCAGGAAGAGAAGCCCACCCUUCAGACAAGCAAGCCUUGGCCUGACCCCAAGGCAAAUGGGGAACAAGACAGGAAGUACUUGAUUGCUCUCAUCUUUUCUUACCGGCUUCCCAAGUUAACCAAUAGACUUUUGUCACUGAUACUGGUUUUAGAAUAAUCGUUGGUAAAGGAAAACUCUAGCAUCCAACCAAACCUACAGAGCCUGUUGCUGUUUUCCUUCCUUCCCUCCAUUCUUUUUUUUUUUCUUUCAGUCUGUUAUAACUUCUACAUGUACAUGUGCCUUUUUCUAUAUCUUUUUGUUUUUGUUGUUAUUGCUUGAAACACACACACACACACACACACACACCAAACAUAGUUUUU
Messenger RNA from Sceloporus undulatus (fence lizard), 8241 nucleotides. RefSeq names its product HIVEP zinc finger 3 (gene HIVEP3). Bases 648 to 7964 code for a protein of 2438 amino acids. Gene Ontology annotation, biological process: regulation of transcription by RNA polymerase II. Gene Ontology annotation, molecular function: DNA-binding transcription factor activity, RNA polymerase II-specific; RNA polymerase II cis-regulatory region sequence-specific DNA binding; zinc ion binding. The transcript is spliced from 7 exons. Gene Ontology annotation, cellular component: nucleus. The record is from RefSeq and is a predicted model, not a curated record. NCBI's taxonomy places the organism in Eukaryota, Metazoa, Chordata, Lepidosauria, Squamata, Phrynosomatidae.